Molecule: messenger RNA, 4883 nt
Organism: Macrosteles quadrilineatus (aster leafhopper)
Lineage: Eukaryota; Metazoa; Arthropoda; Insecta; Hemiptera; Cicadellidae
Product: hyaluronan-mediated motility receptor-like
Exons: 7
Coding region: 226-2727 (833 amino acids)
Molecular function (GO): hyaluronic acid binding
Source: RefSeq, a predicted model, not a curated record
UCCUCACAGGCUUACAUAGAGCAAUUUUUUGCAGUGAUUGUUAAAUUAUUUACCAUAGCUUUAGAGUUGCAAAAUUUUUGAUUAUGGAUGUGCAGUAAGAAGACUAAGUUUGUCAGAUACCGGUAACGAGGGAACAGUUAUACAAGCAAUCCCUAAUCUAUAAGAAUAUUACUGUCCAUUUAUAUUUUGUGUUAACUUGUUCUCAGUUGUAACAAAAAGCCCAAUAUGAGUUUUUCAAAAGCAAGAUUACGACGUUUUAAUGAAGAAAUCCCUCAAGUUCCAUCUCCGGGACGUUAUGACCCCAAACCAGAUGUCAAUGUCAAAGGGGCCAUCAUGCCAACCUCGAAGAGGUUCCCAGGGCAAUCAACAACUUCAUCCUCCCUAGACAACAUAGAAAAAGCAUCUACUGCCUCAUUGGGAGUUGUUUUCAGAACUCCUCAACUUAUGAGGAAAGUGCCACUGACUCCAAGACUCCAAUAUCUGAAGGAAAAAAACAUUGACACUUCUGGUUCAGAUAUUCUGUCUUCUGAAGAAAGAACAACAAUGAAAUAUUCUUUGAAAAAAACUGUUUCAAAAGCCGACUACAAGAGAUUAGAAGAUGAAUUCAAUACAUUGACUAUGAAGUACCACAAAAUGAUGAUGGAUAAAGACAUGGAAGUUAACAUCUUAAAAGAAGAAAUAAGCGAAAUUAAGAUUCACGAGGCAGAACUAAAAGAUUUCCUUGAAGAGAAAGUCCAACUGGCAGCUGAUAGGUUUAAAGAAACCUUGGAGUUAAAAGACAACCUGGAUACAAUGGUGGAAAAGAUAAGUGCUGACAGGGAGGAACACCAGAAGUUCAUCAAUGAUCUUAGGUCACAAAUAUCUGAACUGCAAAACAACAAGUACGAACUGGAAACUGUACUUGCAGAGAAACAAUCUAUUAUAGUAACCAUCAAUGAUAAAUACUCAGACUUGGAAAAUGAACUGAAAUCCCUUGAGGAAGAAAAUAUGAUACUCGAGCAGGCGAAUUCAUGUAUCUUAAUGGGAGCGGAUGAAAAACUUCAGCAACUAGAAAACGAAAUCACAUCGAAGCUACAAUCUAUUUCCAAAUCUCUUGAAGCUCAGAAUGAAGAAAGACAAAUUGCCUCCGUAACAAAAAUGAAUUAUGUUGUUCAUGAGUUUAAUAAAAAGUCAAAAGAAAUAAUUGAUCAAGUAAAGCAGUCUCAAGAAAAGGUAAAAGGGUUGGAAAGAUUGGUUGACAGAAAAGUAAAAGAAUUCUCAACAGAUAUUAAAGAAGCUGAUGAGAGGUGUAAAUAUUUGUACAGGGAAUUGUGUAAAGUAGAGGAACAUAGGGAAGAGCUGCUGGCUACAGAUCUAGAGAAGAAAAUUACUAUUAUUGAAAUUCAAGCAAAAUCAGACUUAUACCAAAGUGAAUUAAAAGAAUGUAGGAACACAUGUAGAAAGUAUCAAAUCACACUAAACACAAUGAAUCAGACAAUAACAGCUCUGAGCAACCGAUUGUUAGAGAGUGAACAGGAAGUAGAACGGUUGAACGGGGUUGUGAAUGAUCUGGAAUCGCAAAAUCAGCUUUUGGAGGAAAAGUCUCAGAUUCUAUCAGCUAAUAAUGUCGCUCUCAAAGAAAGUAUGGACAAAAUGGAGGAAGAAAUCAUACAAGAUGUUUCUGCUGCGAAAGAAUCCUUAGCAGAGAAAACAGAAAUUUUCAAACAAGCAGCUUUACAGAACGAGAAAUUACUUGAAAAUAAAAUCUCUGAAAAGCAGUGUGCGAUUAACUUGUUGCUACAAGAGAAUGAGUAUUUCAAAACGGAACUUGAAAGAAAAGAUGAGCUCAUUGAAGGGUUAAAAAAAACAGAACAAAAGUACCAAGAAAACAUUUGCAAGUUAAAAUCUGAGUGUUCCAAACUGGAGGAUGAAGUAAGAGAAAAAUUAAGUGAUAACAUCAAUAAGGCUGAAAAUAUAUUGGAACUAAAUCUAAGCUUGGAUAGUUUUAAAGAAGAAAUGGAAUUUCUGAAGACUAAAAUCUCUUGUUUGGAGGCUGAAAAGAAUAGUUUGCAAAAUGUUCUUGAAGAAAGCAAAUACAAGAUUAGUAAUUAUGAAGAUGUAAUGCAGGAAAAGCAAUUCAAAAUUAAUGCUUUAGAAGAUGAAGUUGUUAGCAAAGAUGCUCUUUGUCAAGACCUUUUCUCACAGCUCGACUCGUUAAGUUCGUCUUAUAAUAAACAGAAUGAGGAGAUGAAACGUAACGCCGAAGAAGCUAUGAAACUCGUGGUUGCAGAAGAUCAAAUUUCCGACUUGGAAAUGCAACUUAUAGAAAAGGAUAAAGAACUGGAACGUCUGAGAACCAACAACAUGGAAGUGACUCUACAUCUAGAUGAAGUUCAGACCCUCCGAGACCAAUUGGAAGAGCUACAACAAAAGUAUGAGGUGGUUGUAGAGGAGAGGGAUAGAAUAAAUCACGAGAUCGGCGAUCUGAUGGGUCACCAAAAUAUUCGACAGAAGAUCAAAAAGGUCUCAGAGCUCAAACAGUACAACAGCGAACUUGAAACUGAGUGUGAGUUAUUGAGGCGGGAAAAUCUUAAGCUGAAAACGAAGAUGGAGAGUUUAAAAAAGAAGACCGAGGACAAGGAAAAUCUCAGUAUAAUACAAAGAGACGACAAGCAGAAGUUGAGCAAGCCGGGAUCGACAAAAAAGAAGCCAAUGUCACCAAGUGUGUUGAAGCCUUCAAACUACUAAACCUGCCUCUAGGAGAAACUACCAAAAAUGGCACCUCUACAGAUUGGUUUUCCAAUCUUUUACUAGUCUGUUGUAAAAUUGUAUCUAAAACUAAAUUAUUGACUUUAUAUAGAAAAACCUUACUGGUUUUAAGUCUUCUCUUCACUUUUCGAUAAUUAAUUAUCUUUAGUUGUAUUAAAUCACUAAUAUAUUACUUUCAGACACUAUUAAUAUAGUAUUGUUCUUUUAAUCUUUUAUAAUGAAACUGCUGUUGUAAUUAAAAUGAAACGAUUGUUCAAUGUUUUACAGUUUCAGUAUUUUAUCUAGCAGAUGUAUUUAUCUAGGCCUAAUAACAAGUCUAGAGAAAGAUGCUAUAAAUUCUUGUUAAAUUUUAAAUUAUAUUAACUAACAGUAUCGUGAAAUAAGAAACUAAGUAGAAAUUGACAUUUCUUCACACUCUCUUAAAACUCUUUAAAAGUCCUAAAGUUAACAUAUUAUUAUUUGAUAGAUAACACUCUUGCAGAUGAAAUAGUAUUAUGUCUUAAGAAAUUAUUUCGUAUUGUUGUAUUUUUUCAGAUUUAUAUUGCUUUUAUUAUACGUAAAACCGCUUACACGUCUUAUGUUUGUUCCAGUUGGUUGUACUAUUGUUUGUUGCUCAUAUUUAUCUUUAGGUUUUUAUAUUUUGACAAAUGUUAAUCAUUUUUGUGUUUUCAAGUAUUAGGAUUAAGUAUUAGACCAGGGAUCUCCAAACAUUUUUACGUAAGCCACAUAGAAAAUUUUGGGAGGAAUGGCGGCAGGCCAACAAUAUUUUAGUGCAGAAGGAUUAUCCUCCAAUCCACAGUCAUUUUGUAUUUAAGAGCUUGGUUUUUUUGGAUUUUCUUAUUUUUACAUACCGUACUAUAUUUCCUCUCAUAUAACAUUUUGGCUAACAAACAUUUUUACUUUUUUGUACAAGUAAAGCUGUGUACAAAUAGAACAAACCGGAAAAACUUUUAGGAUGUGGCGUGCGGGCCAUUGGUUUUUAUAAUUCCUCUAGGUUUUAGCCCGAGAUUGUUUUCCACAUUACACCAGGCUAGGUCUCGAUGGGGUUGCAGCAUUAACACUUAGAUUAAAUCCAUUGUUCAUUGGUAGGAUUUGAAUCUGGGACCGAUGUCCCGUGCUCUACCACAACUAGACCAGCUCGCUCCCGGGCCAUAGGUUGGAGACCCCUGUAUUAGUCCAUCUUCAUUGUUUGAUGUAGAAUAUGGAUCCUGUCUGUUAUAUUUUCCAUUUCUGCAAUGAAUGGUUUUAACUUGCACACUAAUAUUUUUUUUUUUACAUUUUAUGUAAUUUUGUAUUUUAACUUUGGCUCUGAAGUCUUUGUAUUUUUUAUGAUCAAAUGUUGUAACACAAGUAAGGGCAGUUUUAGGUAAAGAUGGUAAGUUUGUAGGAUUUCAUAAAGAAUUGAAAAUAGCUAGGUAAAAAUUAUUUUGUUUAAAUUGCUAAAGCUUAUGAUACUCUAUUAUUCUAUAAUUCUAUAUUAUUUAUUUUAUUAUCAAAAUCCAAAUAGUGGCAAUAAUAUAAUAUUACAAGAAGACCCGAAAUACCCUUAUAAUACCACUUGGAAAUAUAAAACAAUCCGACAUAUUUGUGUGUGUUUUAAAGGUGACAACAGUUUCCGUGGCAGUUUAGUAUAGCUACAGAUGUUUUAUUUUUAUAAAUGGAUACAAUAUGUAUAUUUUUUUCUUGAAAAAAUGUGUAUGUCAACGUUAUGUUUGAUUGUGGAAUAACUAUUAAACUGCAUAACUUCUGUUGUAAUUUAUUGUUUUAACUAGGCUAUAUCACAUUUAAUAGCUUGUAAUUGUGUCCGUGUCUUAAAUAACAAGUGCCAUUAAUAAUGUGGAACUUGCGUUAAGCAUCUAUGAAAGAUAUGUAAAAAUUCUCUGAAGACUGAUUUACUGCUAUAGUUUAAGGCAGAAAUUAGAAUUUAUAUUCUUCUCUUUACUCCAGCUUUAAGCUAUUAAGUUAUAUAGAGUGCUUUAAUUAGUUAAGAUUUACCAUUCUCCCUGAAGGUGAUGUGAAAUUGUUAUUUAUAAGAGUGUUAUUCUGCUGUAAACACAUAUUUUGUGAACUGUUUUAUUUAUAUACCUACUUCAAAAAAAUGUAACUGCAAAAAUAAAAGUUUUCCAGGUUAAGAA